Aptenodytes forsteri (emperor penguin) is the source of this 1370-nucleotide messenger RNA. RefSeq names its product general transcription factor IIIC subunit 6 (gene GTF3C6). Lineage: Eukaryota; Metazoa; Chordata; Aves; Sphenisciformes; Spheniscidae. Gene Ontology annotation, biological process: transcription by RNA polymerase III. The record is from RefSeq and is a predicted model, not a curated record. Gene Ontology annotation, cellular component: transcription factor TFIIIC complex. The transcript is spliced from 6 exons. The coding region runs from base 424 to 1008 and encodes 194 amino acids.
GCAAGCGCGUUUCCCUGGGCCUGUCGGGUUUCUCUGCCCCCGCAGCGGUCGUGUACCGAAAGCUGUAUCGUUUUAGCUGUUUUACUUCAGGUUUUCUGGAAAACGGCGUUGUCAGAAAGCACUCGUCCGGUUUCAAUUGCUUCCUACCCCCAUAACAUCCGAAAAUACGAACUAUUACUCCGCUAUUAUUAUGUGUAUUUGUGUGUGCUUAGUAGAUGGUGAUUCUUGAAAACUCUUCCUUGAGAAAGAUUUUUUCAAGGUGGCUAUUUUAUUGUUUUGUUUUUGUAUUUUCCUCACUGAAAAUUGUAAGGAAUUGCAAACAGGGAUUUCAAAGCAAUAUGUUAUAAAGAGUUAAAAGUAACUAUUUCAAGCAACACAUUGCUUAACUUCUCGCUAUGGUGUCUUAUUUAGGAGCAACUGGUCAUGGUGGAACUAUCAGGAAUUAUUGAUUCAGACUUCUUAGAAAAAUGUGAAAACAAAUGCAAGAUUUUGGGAAUAGAGUCAGAGAGGCCCAUUUUACAAGUGGACAGAUACGUAUUUGCAGGAGAAUAUGAAGAUACCUUGGGAACCUGUGUGGUUUUUGAAGAAAACACAGAGCAUGUAGAUGCAGAAGGCAACCAAAAAGUACAGCUGAAAUACAAGUGCCACACAAUGAAGAAGUUGAACAUGACACGGACACUUUUGACAGAAAAGAAGGAAGGAGAAGAGAAUGUUGGUGGCGUGGAGUGGUUACAGAUCAAGGACAGAGAUUUUUCCUACAGCAGGCCUAAUACGAUUUGCAGCUUUCUGCGUGAAAAAGAAGAUUCUGAGGAGUCAGCUCAGGCCCAAGACAAAUUGACUGAAGAGUCAGAGGGAGAGGUGGGUGGUGGAGGAAAUUCUGGCAUGAAUUGUGAUCUGGAGAAGCAGCACAGCUUGGAGGUAGAUGCCUCUAUUCCUCUGCCUGACAGCCCUGCUUCUAGGGCAGAGGAUUCUCCUGGAAGCGUUGCCUUAGACAAUGCCGCUCCAUGAUACCAGCUCUGAUCUUUUCAGGGUUUCUUCGUGGAAUUAAUGGGCCAACUUUUAAAUGCCAGCUGUUAUAGGCUGUGACAUGAUUUCCAACUUAUCUGAGCAAUUAAUAGUGGGAAAACGGACAUUGUGUUCUUGUGCAUUGCUUUUAUAUUUGGAUUAUAGUGGGGAGGGCUUAAGUGUUUUUUAAAAAUGUUGAUUGGAAAUGUGUGUAUCCCUACCUCAAAACUGAAGAAGAGGAAAUGGUUACAUAAUUAAAGAAACCUUACCUUAGAAAAAUGUUGCUGUAUUGCACAGUCUGGAACACUUUGUAAAAAGAAAAAAGAAAAUAGUUUAAAAUAAAUUUCAAGUAUUUUUCAAGUAUA